Debaryomyces fabryi is the source of this 777-nucleotide messenger RNA. It is a transcript of the gene ADH4, whose product is annotated as Adh4p. The transcript has a single exon. NCBI's taxonomy places the organism in Eukaryota, Fungi, Ascomycota, Pichiomycetes, Serinales, Debaryomycetaceae. The coding region runs from base 1 to 777 and encodes 258 amino acids. The record is from RefSeq and is a predicted model, not a curated record.
AUGCAAUUCUACAGCAAAGAACACGAAAUUAAAGGUAAAGUCGCACUUAUUACUGGUGGUGUGAAGAAUCUUGGAGAAGCAACUGCCAAAGAGUUGGCUAGGUGCGGAGCCAAUUUAUUUUUGCACUUUCAUUCAUCAAAAGAUAAGGAUGCAGCAGAGAAAUUAGCACAGGAUUUACAAAGCACAUAUGCAGACAUUAAAGUAGAACUCUAUCAGGGUGACUUGGAUAAGGCAACAGAUUUGACUGACCUUUUUGAUGCCGCUAAGCAGAAGUUUCCCCAAGGAGUCGAUAUUGCAGUCAACAAUGUCGGAAUGGUAUUAAAAAAGCCCAUUAAAGACAUCACAGAAGCGGAAUUUGACAAAAUGGACAACAUUAAUAACAAAACCGCUUUCUUCUUUAUCAAAGAGGCUUCUAAAAAUGUAAAUGAAAACGGAAAGAUUGUUUCUUUAGUCACAUCACUUUUGGCUGCCUACACUCCAUUUUAUGCUGCAUAUCAGGGUAAUAAAUCUGGAGUUGAAUAUUAUUCGAAGUCAGCCUCAAAAGAAUUACAGUCCAGAGGUAUUUCAGUAAAUUGUGUAGCUCCAGGGCCAAUGGAUACUCCAUUUUUGUACGGACAGGAAACCAAGGAAGACGUUGAAUUUUACAAAACAUGCGGCUUACACGGUAGAUUAACUAAAAUUGAUGAUAUUGUUCCUAUUAUCAGAUUUUUAGUUACUGAAGGCGGUUGGAUAACAGGUCAAACGAUUUACUGCUCUGGUGGUUUCACAGCGCAUUGA